Messenger RNA from Sclerotinia sclerotiorum 1980 UF-70, 330 nucleotides. RefSeq lists its product with no specific name. The transcript has 3 exons. Lineage: Eukaryota; Fungi; Ascomycota; Leotiomycetes; Helotiales; Sclerotiniaceae. Bases 1 to 330 code for a protein of 109 amino acids. The record is from RefSeq and is a predicted model, not a curated record. Gene Ontology annotation, molecular function: single-stranded DNA binding; damaged DNA binding. Gene Ontology annotation, biological process: mismatch repair; base-excision repair; double-strand break repair via homologous recombination. Gene Ontology annotation, cellular component: DNA replication factor A complex; site of double-strand break; nucleus.
AUGUCCGAAACCCCCAGCACUCCCCGCAUAACCUCUUCUUAUCUUAAUUCCUUCACAUCGCGCACCGUACGCAUGGUGGGAAAGGUUACGCAGUUGAGGGGUGACCAGGCGAGUAUUGAUUGUGAGGGGCCUGUUACUGUUAUUCUCAGUCGAGAUGCCCACCUUCAAGUCGGCUCCGCCGUCGAGAUUGUCGGAAAAGUAAAUCAAGAUCUCAGUGUCAAAGUAUUGAAAGCUACAGAUUUCGGCACAAAUUUCAACUUCGCAGCAAUGAACGCCCUAGUCGACGCAAAUCACCGGUACAAAGAAAUCUGGUACAGCGAGAACUCCUAA